This is a messenger RNA of Porites lobata, 3575 nucleotides long. Lineage: Eukaryota; Metazoa; Cnidaria; Anthozoa; Scleractinia; Poritidae. The record is from the annotation of a GenBank genome assembly.
AUGGUAACGCUUUAUUGUCUUUAUUUUAGGGUAAAAACGGUCUACCGCUCUGUUCAGAGAACAAGAAGCAUCUCCGUGACAGUCAUCUAUUGCUGUAGUGGAUGGAAGAAGGCUUACUCCAGUUCGAGAGAAUGUAGACGAGGUACAUUCAAGAGUUUGUGCUACAAUAGGGGGCAUUUCAAUGUCAUUGACCAAUAAGACGUGGCAUUAAUUAUUUCCUUCACAAUUUGUGAACAAAAUAGAAAAGAAUUAUAUGAAGGAACAUCAUCGCAGUAAUAUAAGGUAUCGCAGAGAUCAAGGGUUCGAUUCCCGUACAAGCCUGAAUUGUUUUUCAGGCUUUCUUUUUGCAACUGCAAAAGUUGCGUAUAUAACUGCGAUGAUCUUCCUUCAUAUAAUUCUUCACACCACAGUUCACAUAUAUGAUUUUCAUAUAUUCACUUCAAAAUACAAAAGAUUGUGCAGCGUCAAGGAGCUUCCAACAUGGUUGUUUUUAUCUUUGAUGUUUGCCGUCUUUUGCAACCAGUCUCCUCUCCUAACUAUGCUUUGCUUCAGCUCCCUCAGUUAUCGUUUUAUCCACUCUAAAUCACUCAUUCCACGUUAAGUGGGUAAAUCACCAUUAUUUUGUGUCCAUGGCAAUUUUUGGGGACUCAAUGGUUUUCCCAUAAUCAUUUCGCUGAAAAAUACUUAAAAUAUGCCCAAAUAAAUAGCGACAGUACCCAUUUGUGCUCCUGUUAAAAGACAGUAACUUUGAGGGAAUCAAGGCCGUAAGAGUCCAAAAAAUGCAAUUUUGCUAUGUCUAAGGAGAGGGUGUGUAUAGAAGCUUACGGUAUAUUUUUGCUGUCGCCUUUAUACUUCGGAAACUAAUCAAUCCAAUUUCUCGGGAGGGACCUAAUCUAAAGUCCUACAAAAUUAUUUCUCACUGCAGGUCAGUUUUGUUGCUUUUAACUACAGUGAACUGGUAUCCGCUAUUUUUAUGAAACUUCCGUUACGGAUCUGAGGGCAGAUCACAAAUGGCCCUUGAAAUGAAUAUCGCGAAUGAUUUACAUCGGGUAAAUAUUACUUAAUUUUGCUCUUUUCGACACGCAAUGCGUAAAAUGAAGAGCAAAAGCCUGUGGAAAGAAAUUGUAUCUCACAUACAAUAGCAGGAUUUAGGGUGAAGAGUUAAGAUUCUAACUUCCGUUACUCAGAUUACAGUGGGAAAAAAUGAAAAGUGAGUCGUGCUGAUUUUUGUGGUGACGGAGGAACUAGUGAGGAUUAUUAUGGACUAUGUUUUUUUUUCCGUGUUAUUAAUUUCACUUGAAGAUGUAACACAAAAGGUCGAAUUUUAACUUCCGUUACCAAGAAUUUGUCCGGUCUCUAUAACAUGGGAUAGGCGUCAGGUAAAUUUCGGGAAAUGCUGUCUCACGAUUACCUCAUUAAACAACUCAAGCCUGGAUGAUAUCUAGUGGAGAUUUCGAAAUAAGUAAUCCUCACACGUGUUCCACUGGUAAGACAUCUCUCUGUCAAGUCUCAUAAGGGAAUUUUAGCUGAGUUUGUGGUUCGCGGAGUUUUCUUGCAUAGUUUUAAGAAGUAUAUUUUCCCUUGAAACAUUUCUAGGCCGUUUAGGAAUAUAAGAAUAAUAUAUUCUUAACAAUACAAGAAUAUGAGAAAGGCAUUUUAUAUCAUUUUUUUUUUUUUGAAGUAACGGAGGUUACACAAAACAGGAAGUGAAUUAUCUUACGCCGUUUUUACUAGUUCAACCCUCUUUUCUGUGAAUGGACUUUGCAAUAUUCAUGUAUUACAAUUCUUGUAUGAAUUCUAACAUAUUGCCAUGAAUAUUGAUAUGUAUAUUUUUUUACUUUCAAUUCGAUGUAUUUUGCUUAUUUUCUUGUUUUCUGCCUCGUUCCAUCACACCCAAAAAUUCCAGAAAUUUCAUCCAAAAUUGUUUAGCAUUAAUUAAAUUCAAUAGAAUAAGUUAUAUGCAUUGUUAUUUAAGACGGUCUGUAAUCCCAAAAGUAAGUAGAAAUAUUACGUUCUUUCUGUAACUUCCGUUACCGAAACUUAUUAGCUUAUCACUCGUUUUCUACUAGAUCACACGUUUCCAAACUAUAUUACAGGUAAACGACACGUUCUUUCCUACACAUUUAGCAAAAUAAUGUUUAGCCUGACGGCCUUUUCAAAGAAAACUGGCAAUAAAAACAAACCAGCAAUUUUAAAUUCUUAAUCUUGCUACGUCAUACCAAAGUACACCAUGGCAGAACAACUUGACUUUUUCAUUCCUUGAGCUACUGACUUGACUGAACUGUAAAACUCAGACCUUAGGGUGCCAAUGAUUUCAUUUUAAACAUUUUACAGUAAACUAAAUUGAAAAAAAAAACAUAGAUAUAUUGCAACACUGUGCUGUUUCAAGCCAUACAAAAUAUCACAAGACAUGCUAUUAAAUAACAGGCUAUAACGUUUUAUAGAUAAAAGAUAUGUUAACCAAAUUUUGGUUUCUCAUCCUUCAAUAAUACAUCUUUGAGUUAAACUAACUACUUGUCAAAUUUGUUGAUCUUCGAUUUUUCAAAAAUCCUUGGCACAUUUUACCCACAUAAGGUGGAAUAGGUGAAAUAAAACCUAUAAAUCGGAAUCUUCAAACUCCACAGUAAAAUAUUCUCAAUAAAUGAAGGUCUAAGUGUCUACAGAAACCGUGGUUUUACGUUGGUGGGAAAGUGAAAAACAAAUCAUGAUUUCUGUUUUCUCAACUCAGUUGAUAAAGGUCAUUUACUGUCGUAAAAGAAAUGCUAACUUUGGAUAGCAAUAGCCCUUCGACAGGGCAGAGUACCCCUUCUAUACGGUCACCAACGGGCCGUAAUAACUGGGUGACCGUAUUAAUGAGCGUUUCUUUACAAUAAAAGGUAUGGCCAUUUUUGCCAGGCGGCCAAAAAAAGUGGCCGUAAUAACGAGGUGACCGUAUUACCGUGGUGGCGGUAAGGCGGGGCUCCACUGUAUUUACCUUCUAAGGGCUUGAAACUAGAAACUAAGGGCUUGAAACUCUUGAAACUAGCUGUGUGGUCGAAGAACUGAACCCUGAUGGACCUAGGAGCCGUGUAGCUGUCGGAUCGAGUGUGUAGAUCAUCGAAUUUUUAUACUUAAUUGAUGUCAAUGAAUACUUUUUUAGGUACAGAGCAGAGUAUUGAAUUUUAAAAUGUGAACAUGUGGUGAGAUAUGCUUCGAGAAGAGUAAAGAAUUAGAUGUUAAAACCGAACUUGAUUGUAUCACACACAAUUUGACACGACGCACCCCCUGGGAGGGGUAACCUUUAAAUCUGAGAUAUGCAAAUACGUGCCGCUGGGUGGGGUAUGGCUUUAAAUUGCUACUGUCCUCAGAGGGUUUUGUUUUUAUCGGAGGCAUCCUAGUUAUGUUGUGACAAGACAGAAUGAUCUAAGUUGUGAUAAAUAAUGAAUAUUAACAAACAGUUUGAAUUUAUAUUAUAAUUUUUUUUCCAUAUAUCAGCGAUAUGUUCUCAAGGAUGUCAUUCCAGUCACGGGAGCUGUGUUGCACCCGAUAACUGCCAGUGUCAAUCCGGUUGGACUGGUAACAACUGUGCUCAAGGU